Papaver somniferum (opium poppy) is the source of this 1991-nucleotide messenger RNA. RefSeq lists its product as uncharacterized. The transcript has 4 exons. Bases 364 to 1734 code for a protein of 456 amino acids. Lineage: Eukaryota; Viridiplantae; Streptophyta; Magnoliopsida; Ranunculales; Papaveraceae. The record is from RefSeq and is a predicted model, not a curated record.
AUUUGCAUCCUUUUGGUGUACUUUUGAAGCUAAAAUCUUGAACCCUCUUUCUUUUUGUACAUUUUCUAUAAAAUAAGCUGUUCUAAUCAACUUCUCCUCCUUGUUUGUAUAAAACUAGUGUAAAUUUUUGGGAGUCUGAGUUUGGUUUUCCUUCACUCAUGUGGGUUGUUGCAGAAUAAAGUUGUUCCUUGACUGGUCUUUCUUUUACCUGUUGGGUUUGAUGCAUGUUCUUCAUUUUCAUUGAGCUGUCUCAACUAUCAUGAUGCUUCAUUAAAGUCAGUCAGUUCAUUGAUGCCAACAAGAAAUGAAGCGAGAUAGAAAAAACCAGUUACAGUAAAGGGUUUUUAGUUGAGAAAUCAAAAUAUGGAUCUCAAGACAACAUCAAAAUACUACCAAGCUCCUCCUUCAUCAGCAACACCAUUAGAGUACAGCAAGAAGAACAAAGGAGAGAAUCCAUUUGAUGAUACAUUAGUAGACCCACUUUGUAAACUGAAUCUAAAGGAGACUUCAGAUUUUGUUAAAUCAUUUCAAAUGAAGAGAGAUGGGUCAGUGAGUUCAGUUCAGGGAAAUAAUAGGAGAUUGAUUGAUGCACCACCAACACCUGGUAGACCUGUAUUUAGUUUCAGUAGUAGUACCGGGAAUCAUCAUCACUCAAGAAAAGGGUUUCCAUCAAAAUGGGAUAAUGCUGAGAAAUGGAUUGUUAAUACUACUCAUGAUUCACCAGCUCAUCCUUUUGUUAAACCCUCACCAGUUUUUCAACAGAAAAGUGAGAUUUUCACAGAGAAAUCAGUAAGCGUGAAAUCUUUUGAUCAGCCUCCUAUUAGUACAGUUCCAGUUUCAGCUUUUCAUGGUGGUGGUGGUGCUGCGGCUGCAACUGAAGUACUUCUUAAAGAUAAGUUUACAAACAAUAUAGAGCCAGCAGCAAUAUUCCCUAACUUCAGAUAUUCGGAACCAUCGAAAGAAGGAUUUUUGUUUCGAAAUUCAACUUGUGAAUCAAUGAAAGAUGCUGGAACAGAAAUGGUUCCGCAAAUUCAACAUAGAGAUGUUGGGACAGAAAUGACUCCAUUAGCAAGUUCAACCACUUCUAGAUGUCAUACCCCAUUUAAGGUUGCUUCUCCUGCUAGACAUAAUACGCCACAAGAUAGGUCAGGAUUGUUAGCGACACCGAAAAGGACUAGUACCAACAUUGAUAUUUCAGAGCAUCAUUUUGCGAAACUUGAAAUGGGGAAUCAGUUUGAUUCCGUUACGUCGAAGUGGAGCUCAAGAGAAGAGGAAGAAGAAGAGAUUUCGAAGAGUUUGAGACAUUUUGAUAGUACGUUCAAUGGUGGUGGAUCUAGGAAGCAUAAUAGUGCAAUUGAAGUUAAAGCUGCUUCAUGGGAAGAAGAAGAAAGAACGAAAUGCUGUAGCAGGUAUCAAAGGGAAGAAGCAAAAAUACAAGCUUGGGUAAACCUCCAAAGUGCGAAGGCAGAAGCUCAAUCUAAAAAGUUAGAGGUGAAAAUACAAAGGAUGAGAUCAAAUUUAGAAGAGAAGAUAAUGAAGAGAAUGGCAAUUGUUCAUAGAAAAGCAGAGGAAUUGAGAAGUGAAGCUCAAAUCCAACAUUCACAACAAGUUCAAAAAGCUACAGAACAAGCACAAAAGAUGAUACUCAAGAACCAACAGCAACAGAACUCUUACUACAUCUCUGACCAUACAACUUCAUGUGGUUGUUUUCCUUGCAAUAACAGUCAUUUCUAGAUAACAAUGCCAUAGUCCUCCUUUGUUUUUAGGACCCAAGAUAGAACCCCAAAUAAAGAAAGAGUUUAUUUGUUGUUGUUGCCUUGUUGGGACUGGUGUGGUCCAUUGGUUGUAAGCUCUGUUGGUAAAGGGAAACAGUAGAAAAUUUAGAGCAUUUGUUUAUGAUUGUGAUGUAUCAGAGUGAGAUCCCAAACAGCUAUAACAAGAUGAUGACAUGAAAAUUGCAGUGAACCCCAUGUGGGGGGUUUUGCCUCUCU